Zingiber officinale is the source of this 2827-nucleotide messenger RNA. RefSeq names its product probable linoleate 9S-lipoxygenase 5. Gene Ontology annotation, molecular function: protein binding; oxidoreductase activity, acting on single donors with incorporation of molecular oxygen, incorporation of two atoms of oxygen; metal ion binding. The transcript is spliced from 7 exons. Bases 81 to 2639 code for a protein of 852 amino acids. Gene Ontology annotation, biological process: lipid oxidation. The record is from RefSeq and is a predicted model, not a curated record. NCBI's taxonomy places the organism in Eukaryota, Viridiplantae, Streptophyta, Magnoliopsida, Zingiberales, Zingiberaceae.
AAUCAAUUCCUUGAUUUCUCCUUAAACUCUUACUGCACUUUGAGCUACUCAGCCACAACAAAACAACAAGUUGCCUCAAAAUGCAAAAAUGCUUCGCCAAGUUGCGCCAGAAGAUCUCUGGCCGUUUUCAUCUUUUUGGCGAUCACGGUGUUUCAGAGCCCGCCACUAGAGGAACGCUCGUCAUUUACAGGACUUCCCGUCGAUCGAGCCUGAGAAAAUGCAUCAGCAUCAGGCUUUAUAGCGUCACUCAUCUUGAUCCGAACACGGGCUUUGGCAAGCUGAGCGGGGAGGCAAGCCUACAAAACUGGAAGAAGACGAAGCAUGGAGAAAACGACACGAUCACUUCCGAGGUCGUGAUGUACCUGGAGGAAGGCUUUGGGACUCCGGGAGCCAUCGAAGUCAAACAUUUGGGGCAGCACCAGGAGUUCUUCCUCCAAUCUCUCACGUUAGACUUGCCGCAUAACCACUCUGUCCACUUCGAGUGCAAUUCAUGGGUGUACCCGAUGUCGAAGACCAACGUUGAUCGUGUGUUUUUCUCUAACACCAGCUACUUACCGAGCCAAACGCCAGCAGCACUGCAGAGUCUCCGAGAAGAAGAGCUGAGGAACCUGAGAGGAAAUGGAAGAGGGAAGAGGGAGAAAUGGGAGCGGAUUUAUGACUACGAUCGGUACAACGAUCUGGGAGAAAUUGAUAGAGGGCAGAGCCAUGCAAGGCCCAUAUUAGGAGGAUCCAACGCUUACCCUUAUCCUCGCAGAUGUAGAACAGGGCGACCACUAAGCAAUAAAGAUCGGAUGACUGAGAGUCGCAGCGAGAUCAUCAAUUUGGACUUCUACGUUCCGCCGGACGACCGGUUUAGCCCCACAAAGCUGUCGGAGUUCAUAUCAAACUCGAUACGAGCAGUGGUGCACUUCGUCGUGCCGGAAGUGAAGUCGGUGUUCGAGGGAGCCGUAAAGAACUUCGAGUCGUUUGAGCAGAUGUCCAAGGACCUUUACACUGCACAUAGGAAACCGGUGGCCGAGACCAUGGUUAUGGGCAGGCUCAAGGCGCUUGUGCCGAAAGAACUGCACGAUGAAAUUGGUCGAGUGAUGAAAGAAAACCCCUACAAGUUCCCAAUUCCACAAGUCAUCGCCGCGGAUAAAAAUGCAUGGAGGAGUGACGAGGAAUUCGCUAGGGAAAUGCUUGCCGGACUGAACCCUGCAGUCAUCAGAUGCUUAGAGACUUUUCCAAUCGCGGGAAGAGGAGGGAGAAGCUCGAUUACUGCUACCCAAGUCGAAAAGAAUCUCGAAGGCCUGAGCAUUACAGAAGCAGUGACAACAGGCAGGAUGUUCAUGCUGGAUCAUCACGAGUAUCUGAUGCCCUACCUGAGGCGCAUCAACGAGCAAGGCGUGUGCAUAUACGCUUCUCGCACUCUCUUUCUCCUCCGACAUGACCAUACUCUCAAGCCCGUCGCCAUCGAACUGACCUUACCGGGGGGAGGCGCUGGCAGCGAGGAGAUCAACAGAGUGUUCUUGCCGGCAAGCAAGGGUACAGAGGCCGCCCUGUGGCAACUAGCGAAGACCCACGUCGCCGUCAACGACUCCGGCCACCAUCAACUUAUCAGUCACUGGCUGCAUACGCAUGCCGCCGUUGAGCCCUUCAUCAUAGCUGCCAGAAGGCAGCUUAGCUCCAUGCACCCGAUCUAUAAAUUGUUGGAUCCUCAUUUCAAAGACACCAUGCACAUCAAUUCCCUCGCUCGGAGCAUACUCUUGAACGCCGGCGGCAUACUGGAGAGGACCAUGUACCUUGGCAAGUACGCCAUGGAGAUCUCCUCCGCCAUCUACAAGUCCUGGAGAUUCCGCGACCAAGCUCUGCCUGCAGACCUUUUGAAAAGGAACAUGGCGGUGGAAGACGACAGCGUUCAGUCCGGCGUCCGACUGCGCUUCGAUGACUAUCCAUACGCGGCAGACGGCCUCGACGUUUGGGCGGCGAUCGACACAUGGGUCACCGACUACUGCGCCUACUUCUAUCGCUCUGAUGCCUCCGUUGUCUCUGACGUUGAGCUCCAGGCGUGGUGGAGCGAGGUGCGCGAGGUCGGCCACGGCGACAAACGCGACGACGCGGAAUGCUGGUUCCCUCUCGACUCCGUUGCCAACCUCGCCCGGGCCAUCACCACGCUCAUCUGGAUCGCCUCCGCGCUCCACGCCGCCGUCAACUUCGGCCAGUACGGAUACGCUGGAUACCCGCCCAACCGCCCCACGCGGUGCUACAAGUUCAUCCCCUACGAGGGAACGCCGGAGUUCGCCGAGUUCCUGCGCGACCCGGACAAGUACUUCCUGCAGAUGAUUCCGGACCGUUUCACGACGACGCUAGGAAUAGCGCUCAUCGAGGUGCUCUCCGGUCACACAGCCGACGAGGUUUACCUGGGCCAGCGGAAGGAGGGGUGGACGAAUGACCGCGAGGUGCUUCGGAUGUUUGAGCGGUUCGGGGAGAGCCUCCGGCAGGUGGAGAAGAGGAUCGAGGAGCGGAACGGGAAACGGCGGUUGAAGAAUCGGUUUGGACCGGCUCGAGUGCCCUACACGCUGUUGUUUACCGAUACUUCAAAUUUGGGGGUCGCGAAGGGCAUAACUGGAAGAGGAAUUCCAAACAGUGUGUCCAUAUAAAUUAAUUCUAUUGUACGUUUACUAUAAAUUGAAGUUGAUACUUAAUAGGUGGUAAUUUUCUUAUUUUUUUAAAAAGAAAAAAAAAGUAUAAUUAAUAGAGUUUUCUUAGUUGCUACUGAAUGCCCCUGAUACUAAGCUCACUCUGCUGCGAGAAAUGUGUACUGUUAUAAUCAUAGAGUUUUGAUGCC